GCUUCUUCCCCACAUGAGAGCUGGGAUGUCCAGCAACAUUCAUCUAGAAGACAUUUCCCGCACUCAAGGCACUAAUACACCUCCAGCGUUGUGUGGGAUCCCUGAUGUACAGGAAGACAGGACUUCAGUGAGGAACAUUUCCCUCACUCAGGACAGGAAAGUGGCUUUUCCCAAUUGUGAGAUCUCUGAUGUGUGUAAAGAUUGGAUCUAUGUGAAAAACUUUUCCCACACUCAGGACAAGAAUAUGGCUUUUCCCCCGUGUGUGAUCUCUGAUAACAGGAAUAUGGCAUCACCCCCGUGUGAGAUCUCUGAUGUAUGGAGAGAUGGGACUUCCGUGAAAAACAUUUCCCGCACUCAGACAGGAAUACGGCUUCUCCCCCGUGUGUGAUCUCUGAUGUCUGGAAAGACUGGACUUCACUGAAAAACAUUUCCCGCACUCAGGGCAGAAAUAUGGCUUCUCCCCAAAAUGAGACCUCUGAUGUUUAUAAAGAUUGGAUAUUUGUGAAAAACAUUUUCCACACUCAGAACAGGAAUAUGGCAUCACCCCCGUGUGAGAUCUCUGAUGUGUGGAAAGAUGGGACUUCAAUGAAAAACAUUUCCCACACUCAGGACAGGAAUACGGCUUCUCCCCCGUGUGUGAUCUCUGAUGUCUGGAAAGACUGAACUUCACUGAAAAACAUUUCCCCACACUCAGUACAGGAGAAGCUCUUCUC
Staurois parvus is the source of this 713-nucleotide messenger RNA. The record is from the annotation of a GenBank genome assembly. Lineage: Eukaryota; Metazoa; Chordata; Amphibia; Anura; Ranidae.